Molecule: messenger RNA, 1004 nt
Organism: Protobothrops mucrosquamatus (brown spotted pit viper)
Lineage: Eukaryota; Metazoa; Chordata; Lepidosauria; Squamata; Viperidae
Gene: BMF
Product: Bcl2 modifying factor
Exons: 3
Coding region: 1-582 (193 amino acids)
Biological process (GO): apoptotic process; positive regulation of apoptotic process; negative regulation of autophagy
Cellular component (GO): myosin complex
Source: RefSeq, a predicted model, not a curated record
AUGGAUCCCCCCGUUUACCUGGAAGAUGAUUUUUCCCAUUUGGAUGGUCUGGAUGACGAUGUGUUCCACUCGGAUGACUGUGAACUGGUCAGUCAGUCCAGCAAGAUGGCCUUUCGUGGCAUUUUCACCCAAAGCAAAUCUUACAACUGCCUCCUGGGCAGGUUCCAGCUCUUCCCACUUGCACACUGUUGUGGCCCAGGCAGCAAGCAUGCCAGACAACAGGACAAGGCAACACAGACCCUCAAUGCAUCCUCUUCCAGCCAGGAUAUCAUGUUACCUUGUGGAGUCACUGAAGAGCCUCAGAGACUCUUUUAUGGAAACGCUGGAUACCGUUUACAUGUCCAACCAGUUGGUUUCACAUUGAAUCCACAUCUCCAGGAGGAACCUCAGGAAAGUCUGCAGGAAUUGCGUACCGAAGUUCAGAUUGCACGGAAGUUACAGUGCAUUGCAGAUCAGUUCCACAGGCUUCAUCUACAGAGGCACCAGCAGAACAGAAAUCAGGUCUGGUGGCAGAUCCUUCUCUUCCUCCACAACUUGGCCUUGAACGUGGAAGCAAACAGACAACAUGUGGGUCAGAGGUGAGAUCUGCCCUGCCUCUUCCAGGUUCCAUCCAGUCUGCUGGGAGCACUGAACAAACCCAGGUUACAAAUGCACGUGCCACUGGACAGAUGUGAGGUUCCUGUGGACCUGAGGGUGCUUGUUGUACAAAAGACUUGUUUUCAAUGGACUUGCCUUCUGACUCCCUUGUCUUCUGUGGUGGGGAGCUUUGGUCCAACACUGUUGAAGAAAGAUCUUCCCAAGUUGUGUGGCUUAUAAUCAAGGUGCAAGGAGGAACUAAUGUAAGGAAACUUUGGAUGAGUUGGUGAUGGACUGUUGGUGAUGUUCUGGGUUUGAGGUUUGGGGCAACUACCAGAUUCCUGAUCAGUAAACUUUGAAGAAACUCUGUAAACAGCAACUGUGAAGCAGCAUAUAGAGUAUGUACAACUGAAUCCUAACAUUUUAAA